AUCUGAAACGAAACGCGUUUGUGGCUUCAGACGGCGAGUGGCAGUCGUACAACAAAGACGUAGUAACCCAAAGUUUCCAGAGGCCAAAAAAGUCCCCCUACUGAAAAGUUGGUCAGGCAACUUUUUCAACCAACAAUAAAAAAAACACGCUCGAAAAAUUCCUUUUACUUUUCGUCCAAUUUUUGGAAAAUCCUCUAUUGCUAUAGAUGACCGAGAAGGAUACCGUCUCGAUGGCUACCGUGCAAAUGAAGCCCGACUAUGCGGCUAGCGAGGUCUACAGCACCGCCAGCGAACCGCCACCGAUGGGAUUUUUUAACUUUAAUCAUCAGGCCUACAAGCGUCAGGCGAAUUCGGUGAAAAUCGCCAAGAUCACCGCCUUCACCAUCAUCGUUUCGUCCUUUGUCUUGGGAUCCUUUAUCCUGGCCUCUUCGUAUCUGCAGGCCAAGGCCUCGUGCGAUCAGGUUCAGGCCCUCGACUCGGUGCUGGAAAAGGAGCUAAUGCUCGAGACUCUGCAGCAGGUGGGCAAGGAAUUACCCCGUGCUGAACCCCUUUUGGGAUCAGCUGCCUCGUCGACCGACGACUCCGAAUUGCAGAACCUGGAACCGGAGAGCCGCAAGGCUGAAGCCAGCCAAGAUGCCGAGGAGCACUCCUCCGACAAGGAUAACUCCUACUCCGACAGCGACGAGACCGACGAGCUGCAGAAGUAUCCCGGCAAAAUGCCGCUCGAGCUGGACUUGAGCGAUCUGGCUGCCGCCAUUCUGCGCAACAACAAGAAAUCUCGCAUGAACUGUGUGGUGGAGCGCAAGCACGCCGAGGAGAUCGUCGACUCGCCCUCGAAGACAGUGGCCCUGCCGUUCGGAGUCAACCUGACCACUGAUCCCAAGAAGGCGCGCAUCACCGGUGAGCGGAUCUCGAUCUUCUGCGACGGCGGCGACGACAAGGAGCGGGAGGAGAAGGAGGCCAAGCGCCAGCGGGAGCAGGAGGAGGAGGACUCCGAUGAGGAUGCCGAGCCGCUGCGUCCGAUGUUCAUUCCCUUCCAGCGAGUGCCGAUUCCCUUCGGACGCAUUCCCGACCAGAUGCCCCUGACCCACAUGCCCCAGCGCAUGAUGCCGCCAGCCAUGCAGAUGCACCAGCAGCUGCCGCAGCAGCAGCAGCAGGGACCCAUCAUCAUUCGCCAGCUGCCGCCUCCGUUCCAGCACCUGCCCAUGCGUCCUCCGAUGCCGCCGCAGGUGAUGCAGGCCCCGCGCAUGGAGUCCUCCGAGGAGAUGCAGCUGCCCAAGGUCCAGACCCUGCGCAUCCACAUGCAGCAGAUUCCCUUCCGCGAGAUCCAUGUGGCCGACGAUGUGCCCGUCCAGAUUCCCGCCCAGCAGCAGCGUCAGGAGAUGCAGCAGCGCCAGGAGAUGCAGCAGCGCCAGGAGAUGCAGCAGCGCCACGAGAUGCAGCAGCGUCAGGAGAUGCAGCAGCGCCAGGAGCAGCGUGAGAUCCCCCAGAUCCAGAUCCAACCCAUGCCCUUCGGCAUGGCCCUGCAGCGCGUGGGCAUCACCGCCGAGGAUCUGAGGAACAUCCAGCGCAUGGCCGAGGAUCGCAUCACCGACGAGCUGCGUCGCCUGGCCGCCGAGGAGGGAGCCGACGCCAGCGAGGGCAGCGAGGAGGAUGUGUCCGCCUCCGGCGAACAGGCCACAACCGAGGCGCAGACCACCGUGCAGCAGCAGCAGCAGACCGCUCAUCCCGAGCAACAGCCGGAGGAACAGCAGCAGGAAGUCAGCCAGGAACGACAGGAGCAGCAGCAGCAGCAUCAGCAGCAGCAGCAGCAGCAGGAACAGGAGCCGCAGGUGCCCCAGAUGCGCAUCCAGCGACUGAUCCUGCAGCCGCUGCCCGAGCAGCCACGCGACACCAUGACCCCGCCCAUGCCCGACCAGCCACAGCAGCUGCCCUUCGGCCGCAUGAUGUACGGCCGCAGUCUGGCCCAGCCCGUGCGCAUCCCGGUGCCCAUGAUGCAGGCCAUGGAGGGAGGAGCCGCUAUUCCCGAGGAGUCCCAGCGACCUCACUUCGUCCAGCCUCGUUCCGUUUAAGUAACAAGAAGACCACGCCUGUGAUUGCUGCUGUGCGAAUCGAAUCUCGACGAGAGGGAAGAAGGAGAAGAACUAGGAGAAGGAGUCAUCAUGUCCCCAACUAAACCUGAAGAAUCUAUUGAAUUGUAACCGAGUCGUCUCGAUUUGUUUUGUUAUUAAAGCAGCUUUAAAAAAAGUAAAGCCAAAACUAAAUCAAAAAGUUGUAACUAUUAUUUUCACCAAUUUUGGCCUCCUUCUAAAAAUGUAUUCUCUAUAUGUAUAUCAUAUUUGUAUAUUUUAUAAACAACAACACAAAACAAAAACAGCAAUCUCCUGUGAAAAAGAAAAUUGUGAAAGGUUACCAAGUAUUUUUUUUCAGUUUUUUGAAUUGUCAAGAAUUUUGUUUUCACAUACACACAAAUAAAUCCGAUGGAAAUUUUUGUACAUAAAUUAUUAUCGUAUUUUUAAUUAAUUAAUUGUCUUGUGUAGUUGUUAGUAAAUUAAGAACGAUGCUGAAGCUGAUAUGAUCUUGAUAUAAUCAAAUUCCAAAACCAACGACAGCAAUGAGAAAUUUGUACAUUUUAUAUAAAAAUACUUACUAUAUACACACAUUUUGAAGCGAAUAAAAUUGUGGAUAAUUGGAAAUAAAA
This is a messenger RNA of Drosophila ficusphila, 2701 nucleotides long. RefSeq lists its product as uncharacterized. NCBI's taxonomy places the organism in Eukaryota, Metazoa, Arthropoda, Insecta, Diptera, Drosophilidae. The record is from RefSeq and is a predicted model, not a curated record. The transcript is spliced from 7 exons. Bases 207 to 2072 code for a protein of 621 amino acids.